Messenger RNA from Fulvia fulva, 1755 nucleotides. RefSeq lists its product as uncharacterized. NCBI's taxonomy places the organism in Eukaryota, Fungi, Ascomycota, Dothideomycetes, Mycosphaerellales, Mycosphaerellaceae. The transcript has 2 exons. The coding region runs from base 1 to 1755 and encodes 584 amino acids. The record is from RefSeq and is a predicted model, not a curated record.
AUGCGCUCGACCUGCGUGGCGCUAUGUGCAGCUGCCGCACUGGGCUUCACGUAUGGCAAGGAUACCGCACAAGCUCCACGUACGCCGCGUAACAUCGCUGAACUGGCAUCAGAAUCUCGACCUUUCGAGUGCAGACCUUGCGGAUACCAUGGGAAGGUCUGCUGUAUAGCGGGCACGGAGUGCACUUACAACGACGAUGACGAGCCUGUCUGUGUCCUACGAGACAUUCCUGCUACAACCGCGGAACCUACCUAUAUCGCCAACAGCGCAACUUGCAACUAUGCACUGAAUGAGUCUCCAUGUGAAGAUACAUGCUGCGCCUCGGGGCAGUACUGCCACCCUCAUGACCCGGGUACAUGCGUGGUAGCUAGAGGACCCGUCGUCGAUGUUGAAGGCGCUACCACUGAUCGGCCGGAGAUCGCCUGGAAUACUCUUUCGAGCACUUCCGCUGCAGAAGACGCGACAGAGUGGCCCACAGACACAACAGAUAACGCCACCAUCUUCACCACGAUGACCACCGAGGAGUUGAUAGCACGCGCAGCGGAGGCUACGACUGCGACCAUUGGUGGAUCGAUCGCACGCGCCGGGGAAAUGAGACAUGCCAGUUGCAACAAUCUCGAAGGGACGCGUUGCGCCAACGUCUGCUGUGGCUUAGAGGAAGACUGCGCCGAUGCUGGCGGAUGUACGCCAAAGUACGAUGGCGCCACCGCAACAUACGGAGCUACCGGGAAAGGACCACUGCGGCCGCUCGAGACUGCCAGGAUGAACAACGGGCUAGAUUAUGUCAAGCAGGGACUCGGCCUCACCUCCUGGUGUGACGAUCAGACGGACACCUGCCCGCUGCUGUGUGGCGGCGAGCCGACCGCGAACGAGUGCUACAGUCCGGGAGACUCCGGUAUACGGGAUCCUAAUGCAUUUCAAGUUCUUUGUGUAUGCGCUGAUGGCAGCGUGCCCGACCGAUCGCAGUAUAUCCACACUCUCGAGGACCACAUCUGCCAGCAAGAGCGGGACGAUUGUUUGAACAAGCUACUGAAUGCAAAGAGCUUCAAUCAAAGCUUCAAUCUAGAUGAUCAAGACCGCUGCUUUGAGAAAGCAUGUGCGGAGACAGAGAUCCGACCUUCGCCUUUCAACCACACUUUCGCAGUACCUGCCAACAUCAAGCCACAAGCUGUCAUUGCAGCCCAAACAACAACCAUCAACUUCCCAUUCACUAGCGGCGACGGAUUCCACCACCGCGGUUCCAUCGUUGCGGUCUCGGGUGUGGCCACCACCAUCAAGCUACAAUGCGACUACGACUUCAGAUGCCAGGAAGCCGCACCCACCAUUACUAUGAUGAUCGCACCAAACAACCUAGACCUGUACGUCGCCCGCGGCUCCGAAAACGUACGGCAUCUCGCUUGCAAGUGGCCGGAUAUCGGAGACACGACCUGUGCUGAAUCUGCUGCUGAUGCGGCGGUUACAAGAAACGGGGUCACCCUUGAUGCCACAUUGUCCUUCGAGACUACCACGUUCGGCAAUGAAGGGGCGAGCCUUGUGCCUCUUACGGUUACAGCGGGUGCGUACAAGCUAGUCCAAGCCACAGGAGACUCCUCGCAAGAUGGCAACGACAUGGGCGUGGGAGGAGGAUCGGGUGACGGAGGCUGGGACUUGCAGGUAUCGGCUCCCAAGGCGAAAGGCAACGCUGGUGCGAGUGUACAGGUAGGAGCAUCAGCUGCGCUGGUCACAUUGAUGCUCAUGCUUGUGCUGGCACUGUGA